CCCUAAACGGGCAAAAGAAGAAUCCAGUUCUAAGUCAACGAGUAGAAGACUGAUGGCACUUUCCCAACACCUUCCUUUCAAACUUCUACAAAAAAAAAGGGGGGAUUAAACACCCAUCCAAAAAAAAAAAAAAAACAACGGUGGUUGACAUCUUUUUUGUUCCUGAAAGCAAACCCUGCUUAAGAAACAACACAAUGCUCAUGCUCAUCAAAAUUCAGAGUUGGCUUCAUCAGCCAAAGGCAUGGGAGUACCCCAACCCUCGUUGUUUGGAAGCUCACACAUCAUUUUCUAUUUUGGUAAUCACUUCUGUAUACUCCUUCUUUCUUGAUAAAGAUGUGAAAGAGAAAGCAGAUGCAUAUAGUCUGGUUUCCUCUGUUGCAUUUGAUAUCAUGUCUCUAGGCUUGUCAAGGCUGAGUCAAUUAGGAUUUGGGGUUGAUCUCUUGUAUUUUUUCAGUGGACUUCUGACUGUACAACUCAUGAGAAUAAAACUAUGGUUAGUCAUUGUUGGAGGAGCUUUCAGUUAUUCUCUCAUCCUUCUCCGUUCCAAUUUGGAUCCUCAACGCCGAGAUCAUGCAGUGGUUGCAAUUGGUUCGCAUUCACAACCACAAGGAACCAGUCAUAGAGUUACUCAAGUGGAUUCACCCCAAACAAUUAUCACUGCUACUGGGAAUGCUUCUUCACAACCAUUCUCAGUCAAUGAUAUUGUUUUGCCUUCAACAGGAACAACACGUAGUGCUUUUCAAGUAGUUUCACCUCAAGAGGGUGGUGCUGGUGGUGCACCCCAAGAAAACAUUGAUGAUACUAAGGCAUGCUUCAUGGGUUGUGUAGAGGCUCUUAAGAAGGAGAAUGCGACUGUUAUCAGCACAAUUUCCAUGCAUGUAGACAAAUACCUUAAAGCUAAUAUUCUCAGUGAGGACCAGAUUUCAGUGCCAGAAUUGCAUGGCGACGACAACAUGGUGGUGGAUUCAUUAUCGUCACGAAUGAUCAGCAAACUCCGUGAAAGUGUGGAGAAGAUGGUGUCAGAUGGAUUUGAGGAGGAAUGCUUCCACGUGUACAGUAAUUGGCGGAGGGAAUUUCUGAAAAACAGUCUCUGGACAUUAGGGUUGCGAGAUCAAGAGCAAAACAUGGAGGACGUUAACAAGAUAGAGAAGAUUGAGAGGUUGAUAAAAGCUAUGAACAUAGCUGCGAGGAUACUCUUUCCCAAUGAGAAGAGACUCUACUAUCGUGUCUUUAGCGGCUCCAUUGGGGAGUUUCAUUUCAGGGAACUUUGCACGGAAUUGGCUAAUAGUUUGAUGAACUCUGCGCUUGCCUUGGAAACUUGGUGCCAUUUCAUGCGAAACACAUUGCAGGAGUUGAUACAAGAGUUUGAAUCAUGUACAAGUACAACAGUCAUAAAUAUUGUGGUGCUACUGAUAAGGCAGAGAUUGUACAUUUAUGAGGCUUUGGAAGAUGUAUCAGCCAUUCCCGGUGGCGGGAUUCAUCCUAUUACCCUUGAAGUGAUGUACAACAUUUAUUCUGUUUACAAAAACGGGGAAAUUAGUAAACUUAGCCAAGAUUUAGAGGAGGGAAAGAUUUCACCAUCUGAGUACAGGGUCAGAAUGACAAAGCUGUCUGAGAGUAGUUUGGAAGCUGAGUCCGAAAAUGGUAAUAAGCUUAAAGAGACGUACUACAAUUCUCUUCACAAAAGUAGGAAGAGUAGAUUUAGCCAUGGUUUAGACGAGGGAGUGUUUUCUUCACCUGUGUACUCGGCCAGGAUGAUACAACUUUUAGAGAGUAGUUUAGAAGCCAACUCCAAAAAUUACAAAAACCCGACUUUGUAUUAUGUUUUCAUCAUGAACAACAGGAGAUUCAUUGAAGUAGAGACAAAACUGAAUGGACUGGGACCUAUUUUUGGAGAUGACUGGCUCCACAAAAACACAACAAAACUCCAACAAAACCUUGAACUCUAUCUAAGAAGCUCAUGGAAUAAGAUUGUGGACUUUUUGAAGCUAGACAUCAAUCAACUAGAGCCUAGUGUUGCAGCCGAGGUGAUGAAAGACAACCUUUAUUGGUUCAACGAACACUUUGACGAGACAUGCAACAUUCAGUCUGCAUGGUCUGUCUGUGAUGAGGAGCUAAGGGAGCAAAUAAUAAAAUUCAUAGAAAACAUGCUCUUGCCAGCAUAUGGAAGUUUCCUUGGGAGAUUUGAGGAAUUUGUUGGGAAGCAUGCUUAUAAGUACAUUAAGUAUGGAAUGUUUGAGGUUCAAGAUCGGCUCAACAAAUUAUUUCUUGUAAGGGGGUAGAUGAAUCUGUUGCUGGCAGAGAAGGAAAGGUUAAGCGAGUUAAAUUUAGAGAACAAUAAUUUUAUUAUCUCUGUUUCAAAGGAUUUGUGCCCUGUCUGUAUACCACUCUGUUUCAAACACAAUCACAAAUGUCUUUCAUUUUUUUUAUUUUGUUUUCAUGUUUUAGAUUGGCUUCGUUCAAAUUUAAGUUUGGAUAUAUUUUUGUAAUUCUAUGCCUGAAGAGAAGGAAAUAAUACCUUUGUUUGGGAAAAUUUAGUAUACAGGCUUAACCAAUCUAUGGAUACUAACAGCUUUUAUGUCAACUGUCAUUGGUCUUCUCUGUUGUGCAAUGAAUUUUUUGUUUUUUUUUU
Molecule: messenger RNA, 2632 nt
Organism: Vigna unguiculata (cowpea)
Lineage: Eukaryota; Viridiplantae; Streptophyta; Magnoliopsida; Fabales; Fabaceae
Product: exocyst complex component EXO70B1-like
Biological process (GO): exocytosis
Cellular component (GO): exocyst
Molecular function (GO): phosphatidylinositol-4,5-bisphosphate binding
Source: RefSeq, a predicted model, not a curated record